AUGACGCAGGGCCCGCCGCGGCCGCCCACAUCCAGCGCCGAUCGCCCGCAUCAUCGUCAGCAGCACCGGCGUCCCCCGCCGCGAGAGCCCGGGUCGCAGCCAAGAGGCACGUCCCCGGAGGCCCUCGCCCUGCUGGCCGCCUGGGUGGAGGAUCCCUCCCACCUGAGCGCCGGGCUGACGCGGUUCGACGCCGGGGCGCGCGACCCCGAGCUGUGCAGCCGCCUGGCCACGAUCUCGGGGCUGCUGGCAUCCCGGGGGCCGGGCGCGGGGCUGAGCAGGACAUCGACGCCGGCGGGCGGCGGGAGGGGCUGGGUGCCCGCCAACGGCCUCAGGGCAACCGCGUCGGCGGGGGACGUUCGGGAGAGGUUCGAUCAGGCCGGGACGUCUGGCGCACGGCGCAGACGUGCCGCCUGGAACCAACCGGGUGCGGUGGAGGGCCCGGACAGCUCCGCGGGGUACUUGCGCCACCCGGGAGUGGAGAAGCUCUUGAUCGAGUACUACAAAAUGGUCGAAGCAGCGAGGGCAGGUCCUGGGGUUGGAGCUGCAAAAGCACCGGGCUCGUCGAAGAACCUGCUUGUGCGCUGGGGGUGCCCUCAGCCACCAGAAUUCCUUGAGUUGCACCGUAUGGUCAAACGCUCUCAAGCAUAUGCUGCACUUGGGUCGACAUGCAUUAUGCAUUUGCUGCCCUUGCUCCUGCCCUUGUGGCUCUGUUUGCUCCGGCAUCUGUUGGGCACAUCAGUUUUCAGUUGCAUCCUCAGCGUCGGCCUCGGUCUGCUGUUCUUCAGAACCGCUGAGGUCCUACACUGCGAGGGGCUGCAGAAACUGAGACAGGGGCCUGAGGGGAAGAUUCGGGCCUUCAGGAUACCUCCCAAUGGGAAAAUGCCACCUGAGUCACAGGAACUGCUUGCAGCCCUUGCUAAAUGCAAGGCUGGCUUGUCCAAAGAGCCGCUGGCAGCCGAUGCAAGGCGUAUUUGUAGUCCAAGGGAAGCUCGCUUUGGAGACACCCCAACUUCCAACACUGUGGCUGGUUUGCGUGAUGGCGGGGACCCUGCCAUCGCUGCAUUGUUACAGGAUGUGAACUUGGUUCGAGAAGCUGUGCUUGGCAUUGAAAGGGGGAACGACAUCGCCGACGGCACAGAGUUGGGGGAACUCAGCAGACAGGUCAAAAUGCUUUGCGAGGCGGUGGGCGUGCCCUUCAGCAAUGGGAGAAUGUCAUCGGUAGUUGCACUCAGUGAAAAGCUGCAAGAAAUCAAGGGGGUAGUGGGAUGUUGA
This is a messenger RNA of Ostreobium quekettii, 1272 nucleotides long. The record is from the annotation of a GenBank genome assembly. Lineage: Eukaryota; Viridiplantae; Chlorophyta; Ulvophyceae; Bryopsidales; Ostreobiaceae.